This is a messenger RNA of Thermothielavioides terrestris NRRL 8126, 1103 nucleotides long. RefSeq lists its product as uncharacterized. The transcript has a single exon. Bases 189 to 1085 code for a protein of 298 amino acids. The record is from RefSeq and is a predicted model, not a curated record. Lineage: Eukaryota; Fungi; Ascomycota; Sordariomycetes; Sordariales; Chaetomiaceae.
CCAGCUCAAUCCCGCUCCUCUUAAGGGCGGUUGAACGUAGACCGCAUCUACAGCUGUCUUCCGCUCCUCCUCCCGCUCGUCCCACCAUCAACGCAUACUCACCCACACAAUCACCCUCGCGUAUCUUCACUUGCCCACUACUCCAACCAGCAUCAAGACCGCCUCCCACCGACCAACCAUCCCUUAUCAUGUCCUCAUCCUCCUCCUCCCCCGCCAAACCGGCCCACCCGGACCUCACAGGCUUCCGCGCGCUCUCCUUCGACUGCUACGGCACGCUGAUCGACUGGGAAGCCGGCCUGCAGGCGGACCUGUCGCCGCUCCUCGCGGCGCUGCCGCCCACGCACCCGUGGCGCGCGACGCCGCUCCUCGCGCUGCAGCACUUCAACGCGCUCUCGGAGCACCUCGAGCAGGCGCAGCCGGCGCUGGCGUACGACGACAUCCUCGCCGAGUCGCUGCGGCUGCUGGCGGCCGAGCAGGGCGUGCGGCUCGACGAGCUGGACGACGAGGAGGCGGCGGCGGCGCUGCGCGGGGAGAGGAUCCGCGACGGGCCCGGGCGGUGGCCCGCGUUCGCGGACACGGUGGCCGGGCUGCGCACGCUGGGGCGGCACUACCGGCUGGUGGUGCUGAGCAACGUGGACGAGGCGAACAUCGGGCGGGCGGCCGGGCCCGGCGGGCCGCUGGCCGGGGCGCGGUUCGACGCCGUGUACACGGCGCAGGCGAUCGGGAGCUACAAGCCGAGCGCGGCCAACUUCCGGUUCCUGUUCGAGCGCGUGAGGCGGGAGUUCGGCGUCGACAAGGAGAAGGGCGAGCUGCUGCAUGUCGCGAGGAGCCUGACGGCGGAUCAUGUGCCCGCCAAGGAGCUCGGGCUGAGGAGCGUGUGGAUUGCGCGGGGCGGCGACAGGCCGGAGAACUAUGGCACCGGCGGGGAUUACGCCAAGUUGAAGGCCGAGGGGAAGCUCGGGUUCGAGUGGACUUUCCAGACGAUUGGCGAGUUCGCGGAAGAGGUGGAGAGGCAGUUUGCGGCGAAGAAGAAGAAGGAGGAGACUCAAGCGGAGGAGGGAGUCGGGCAGCAAGCAGGGCGGUGAUGAUGCUAGCUCUUCCUU